UCUGAUAUUCUUGCUGUCUCACCGCUCUCCUCUUCACUUUCUCUACUUUUCCUGUUCGAUUUACGACACACAUCCUUCUCUACAGUCUCAAUCGAGCUUUCGAGAGGAUCGUUGAAUCAUUUCUAUCCUACCCCGCCUCAAAUUUUCACUCACUACCGCCAGGAUGGUUCAAUCCUCCAUCCUUGGUUUCCCUCGCAUGGGUGCCAACCGAGACCUCAAGAAGGCCACCGAAGCAUACUGGGGUGGCAAAAUCUCUCAGGAUGACCUGUUGGCUGAGGGCAAGAGACUCAGAUUGGAGCACUGGAAGAUUCAGAAAGAUGCCGGAAUCGAUAUCAUUCCAAGCAACGACUUUGCUUUCUAUGAUCAGGUUCUAGACCACAUCCAGCUGUUCGGUGUUAUUCCCGAACGCUACACCAAGUACAACCUCGCUCCUAUCGAUGAGUACUUUGCCAUGGGUCGUGGUCUGCAAAGACCUGCCACCGGCGGUGCUCCAGCUGUCGAUGUGCCUGCCUUGGAAAUGGUCAAAUGGUUCGACUCAAACUACCACUAUGUCAAGCCUACCCUCCAGGACAACCAAGUCUUCAAGCUCUCCUCCAAACCCAAACCCGUCACAGAAUUCCUUGAAGCCAAGGAAGCUGGCAUCGUCACGAGACCUGUUCUUCUUGGACCGGUGUCCUUCCUGUACCUCGGAAAGGCGGACCGUGGUCAAUCCAUCGACCCCAUUUCUGCCCUUGACAAGCUCCUGCCUCUCUACGUGGAUCUGCUCAAGCAAUUGAAAGAAGCGGGCGCAGAAACUGUCCAGAUCGACGAGCCCAUCUUGGUCUUCGAUCUGCCUGCGGCUGUGAAGCAAGCAUUCAAGCCUGCCUACGAGAAGCUUGGAGGUCUCGGAAGCAAAAUUGUUCUCGCUACCUACUUUGGUGACAUUGUCCACAACAUUGAAGUUCUUGAGUCAUUGAAGAACCUCUACGCCAUCCACGUCGACCUGGUCCGCAAUCCCGAGCAGUUUGAGACCGUCGCUGCUGCGUUGGGCCCUCAACAAAUCUUGUCGGCUGGUGUUGUCAACGGUCGUAACAUCUGGAAGACCAACUUCAAGCAUGCCAUUGAGAUUGUCGAGACCGCCAUCCAGAAACUUGGCAAGGAUCGAGUCAUCGUUGCCAGCUCCAGCUCUCUUUUGCACACUCCUCAUACUCUCGCUAGCGAGAAGAAGUUGUCCCCUGAGAUUGCUGACUGGUUCAGCUUUGCAUGCGAGAAGGCCAAAGAAAUUGCCACCAUUGCAAAGGCUGUCACUGAUGGCCCCGCUUCCGUCCGAGAAGCCCUCGAAGCCAACGCUAAGUCAAUGCAAUCCCGUGCUUCUUCAAGCAUCACCAACGAUCCGGCUGUCAAGGACCGACAAAGCAAGGUUACCGAACAGAUGCACAACCGCAAGUCGCCUUUCCCUGCUCGUAUUUCUCAACAACAGCAGCGCCUCAACUUGCCUCUGUUCCCAACCACCACUAUUGGAUCUUUCCCUCAAACCAAGGAAAUCCGUGUCCAGCGUAACAAGCUGACCAAGAACGAGAUCUCUGCUGAGCAAUACGAGAAGUUCAUUGAGCAGGAGAUCCAGGCCAAUGUCAAGAUUCAGGAUGAGCUCGAUCUUGAUGUCUACGUUCAUGGUGAGCCAGAGCGAAAUGACAUGGUUCAAUACUUUGGUGAACGCCUGAAGGGUUACGCCUUCACCACCAAUGGGUGGGUCCAAUCAUAUGGUUCUCGUUGCGUCCGACCACCCAUCGUUGUAGGAGACAUUUCACGACCACUUCCAAUGACUGUCAAGGAAUCGAAAUAUGCAGCUUCGAUCUCCAAGAAGCCCAUGAAGGGCAUGUUGACAGGUCCCAUCACUUGCUUGCGAUGGUCAUUCCCGCGUGAUGAUGUCCACCAGUCCGUUCAGGCUCAACAAUUGGCUCUCGCACUUCGUGAUGAAGUCGUUGACCUAGAGAAAGCCGGCGUCUACGUUAUCCAGGUCGAUGAACCUGCUCUGCGUGAAGGUCUGCCUCUCCGUACUGGCAAGGAGCGCACCGAUUACUUGAAAUGGGCUGUCGAUUCUUUCCGCCUUUCAACUGCGGGUGUCGAAGAUGGCACACAGAUCCACAGCCAUUUCUGCUACUCGGAGUUCCAGGACUUCUUCUAUGCUAUUGCAGCUCUCGAUGCUGACGUUCUCUCCAUCGAGAACAGCAAGUCUGAUGCUAAGCUGCUCAAGGUCUUUGUCGACGAAGCUUAUCCUCGUCACAUUGGACCCGGUGUCUAUGACAUCCAUUCUCCUCGAGUCCCCUCCCAGAAGGAGAUCGAGGACCGCAUUGCCGAGAUGUUGCAAUACUUGAAGCCAGAACAGUUGUGGAUCGACCCUGACUGUGGUCUCAAGACUCGUCAAUGGACUGAAACCAAGGCUGCCUUGGUCAACAUGGUCAACGCGGCCAAGACUUUCCGUGCCAAGUACACUAAGUAAAAAAGUGACCUCCCAACAGCUUACAUUGGGUCUAUCCGGCGUGAAAUGGUGUGUUUAAUGGAAUUACUCGAUCAAUCAACCUGAUCUGAGGUCUAUGGCGUUACUUUUGGGGGGCGAGAACAAUCAAAAAAAUAAUCAAUGGUGAAAAAGAAAUGGUUGGACGGAUGAAUUGACGAAGCGAAACGAAAAAAAGUGUUUUUCAACAUGAUACCACUGAUAGCAUGGGAGCUGGCGAUAGUCGAUUUAACAUCGGCGUUAUUAUCUUUUCAACACGGGCUAGCUCUGAUACCAGGCAGGAGAGUUUUAACAUCAUGGGCGAUUGAGAUGAUGAUGAUGACAAUGUAUGUGUGUGUUGUUGUUUUGUGUGUUAUGGGAUAUGGGAUAUGAUGGGUCACUUCAACAGCAAUUAACUUGCACGACCCAUGGUUUUUCAUAUAGGCAAUUCAUCUGACGAGUACCUAUUGUACUUGUCGAGAAUUGAGAAUUGUGAGAGUAGAUUCGAUUCCUGCAUAUGACAUUAUGGUGUUAGUAAAUGAGCAUGAG
Messenger RNA from Exophiala oligosperma, 3022 nucleotides. RefSeq names its product 5-methyltetrahydropteroyltriglutamate-homocysteine S-methyltransferase. Lineage: Eukaryota; Fungi; Ascomycota; Eurotiomycetes; Chaetothyriales; Herpotrichiellaceae. The record is from RefSeq and is a predicted model, not a curated record. The transcript has 3 exons. Gene Ontology annotation, molecular function: zinc ion binding; 5-methyltetrahydropteroyltriglutamate-homocysteine S-methyltransferase activity. Bases 164 to 2479 code for a protein of 771 amino acids.